UCCAGUAGGUAGCGUUCGAGUCCAAAUGAAAGUACCAAACAAGACACACUUGCAGCUGGGCGCCAAAUUGCCGUGGAGCGUUCCAACACUUCAAUCAAAGUGAACACCGACAGCAGCAGAUGGCGUCAAGAAGAACCUCACCUGGAGAUCAAGCUCAUCCGUUUGCACGGUCGCCGAGCGUGUAUGCGGCGACGGCCGAGGUAGAACGGAGCCUCCCUGUCGCCACCUUCAGGCGACGUCCUUCCUCGUCGUUCGGCCGCAACAGUCUAACGCAAAAAGAAAGUUGGGAACGUUCUGCCGAGGAGCGCCCUUCGGAGCCGCCUUUUCGGAUCGCUCUGGAAACGCUGCCCCCUGAGAUGCUGCUGAAGAUCCUGUCCCACCUGGACGCCGGCUCGCUGCUGAGCCUGGGCCGCGUCAACAAGUUCUUCCGCUCCCUCGCCAACGACGAAGUCACGUGGUGCAAGAUUCACGCGGCUGACUUGGGGCGCGAAGUGCGGGAGCCCGACUCGGAGCCCCCGCCCGGCGGCUGGAAGAAGCAUUACCUGUGGAAGAUGGGCGGGGAGGAGCUCCGCAAGUGGAAAACGGCGUCUCUGUCAGACCCCUUGACCGGGCUGCCGCAGAACGUUCGCCACAUUCUUAGAAACAUCAACGCGUCGUUCGAGGUGACGCUGCGCGAGAGCACGGGCCGAGAGGCGGCGCCGAAGCUGACGUGCGUGUCCGUCUUCAAGACGUCCGUCACGCUGACCUUUGACAGAAGUCAUCUGGUGCGCCGGUCGUACCUGGACUCCAUCCGGCUGAGUGCCGUCCGCAUCCGACCGGGCGGACAGGCGCCGUGGCGCUCGCUCAUCUGUCGGACGGACCCCGACCGCUUCUGUGCGCUUUCUCGCUUUCUGGGAAAAGACGGCCUGUUUGACGUCAUCUCCUACCCGCCGAGCUUCAUCGUCGGCUUCUGGAGGUGUCGCCGAACCGUAGCGUUCGUCAUGGUCUGCCUGCACUUGGACAAGCUGCUGGAGAGGAGUCUCCUGGGAACGCCGCUCAGCCCCUACUGGGAACCCGAGAGCCGUCUGCGCGCUCCGCCCGAGUCCCGCGCGUACACGCUGCACUUGGGCCUCCACGACACGGCGCGAGAGAUCGCGUCCAUGUACUACCACCCGCUCUCCUCCGCGCCAGGUCGCUCGAUCACGCUGCGCCCCAUCCGCGGAGACGACGUCUCGCAGCACCGCCCGCUGACCGGAGACCUCAAGCUUCUUUUCAAUGAACCGCGCAGGUGGCUGCACAGUUGCUUUCAGAAUUGCUGCGUGAUGACGCUGACGGUGCAGGCGGAAGGCUACAAGCCGCUGUGGUGCUUCGCCGCGCCCGUCUCCGCGCGACCGGUCGGGAGGCUUCCGAGAGGCCGCCACGUCCUGUUGUCGCACAGGGACCGUUGCGGCCAGGCCGCCUUAAGGCUGGUGUACGAGAAGGAGCUGCGCUGCUUUUUCGCCAUCGACUUGGCGGUCACCGUGUUCUGAAGGGUUCGCCGUCGGCGUUCUCGGACCGGCCGCGCCGUUAACGUUCUGUUGUCCUCAUUAAAAGGGGUUGCGUUCGUCUCAAUUUGAAAUGGACCGCGAUUGACGACAAACGAGUUUAUCGUUAGUAGAUGCCGAAUGAGCGCUCGUCCGUCCGUUCCCUCGCUCCUCGAUCGGAGGUCCGUCGCCGCUUAGGGCAACCAGAUACUGUUUGAAAAUGUUUCCCUAUUUGACAGCAUCCUUCAAAAUGAGCGUCGUCCAAAUACGAUGCGGCUACUUCUUUACGUUCUACCGCGAUACUCUGUCGUGAAGCCUAUCGGAUUGUACGCGAAAGCUCUGGAACAUUCUGGAAGAUCUUUUGAAUUUUUGCACAGGCGGAUUCUUUUGAUGAGAAACACCUUUUAUUUCAUCAUUUACACACAAGAGCGGUCCUCGAAAGUGACACGACGACAAAAAUGGCACCGACGACAACACGAGCGGAGCUCUCCGAAGUGCGUUUGAGCGCCGCCGCUCUCCGAAUCGGGGGCGGACAAAAAAAUGCCUUUGCUGGACGUCCCGUUCACGUGAAGCGGGAGGGUUUAAGUGGAUUGAACGUCUGCAUUUUUGCCCGCCCCCGAUGAACACCGCGAUUCAUUAAAAAGUCAUGACAAGUACAAACGGUAGUUGCACAAUAUUUACAGAGACCAAAAUACAGAAAAAAGCGAAAGAUGUGGGCUUGCGUGGGAGGCCACAAAAAAAGGCAAAGAAAGGUUGUUGUUUUUUGACCGCGUCCGUUUCGGCUUCCAAUUGGCCUUCAAGUUAGACGUCAAAGUUUGCCGCCUUCCUCUUUUGUGUUGCUUCUCCUGAGUGCGACAAAACAAAAAAAAAAGCCCGCUGAACAAUCGUUCGUUUUCUCCUCCGUCGUCAUAAGGCAGAAGUCCAAAGCUCUCUUGGCGUGUGCGGCGGCCUGCAAGACAAAUGACGUCAUGGGCAUUUUGACGUGACGUGUCAUUUCUCGGCACAUUUUUCUCUGGCGUUGGUUUUGACACCAUUUAAAAAGCGACACUUGUGUAUUUUCACUAAAAGUUUAGUUUUCUUGAAGAAAAAAUUCAAUAAAACAUG
Molecule: messenger RNA, 2606 nt
Organism: Corythoichthys intestinalis (scribbled pipefish)
Lineage: Eukaryota; Metazoa; Chordata; Actinopteri; Syngnathiformes; Syngnathidae
Product: F-box only protein 15-like
Exons: 11
Coding region: 120-1508 (462 amino acids)
Cellular component (GO): SCF ubiquitin ligase complex
Molecular function (GO): protein binding
Source: RefSeq, a predicted model, not a curated record